Messenger RNA from Asparagus officinalis (garden asparagus), 1515 nucleotides. RefSeq names its product centromere protein O. Gene Ontology annotation, cellular component: Mis6-Sim4 complex; kinetochore. Lineage: Eukaryota; Viridiplantae; Streptophyta; Magnoliopsida; Asparagales; Asparagaceae. The transcript is spliced from 13 exons. Bases 135 to 1127 code for a protein of 330 amino acids. The record is from RefSeq and is a predicted model, not a curated record.
CGAUCGCUCACGCGGCCUCCUCCAGAACCUCAAAAACCUAGCGAUCCCGGUCCGACCUCCAAAAGAGUUCGAUUUCCACAAUCAAGGAAGCCCUAACGAUCUCACAACGCUCAGAGCUCAUCAAACAUCAACAUAUGGAUCAACUAAGGAAGCGCCCGUAUCCAUUUUCUGGAGAAGUAAAUUUUGUACAAGAGGAGGACACACGACUGGAGACAACAAGAGCAAGAUUAUCAAAAGUUCUAAGGAGGCAUGAAGAAUUGAAGGAACGCCUUUCAAGGGAUUCAGAUAAAAUGAUAUUUCUGCGUUUGCAAAAAGAAUUUGAAGCUGCAAGAGCUGCUCAAACUGAAGAAAUAUCUUUGGAAGGUGAUCAGUGGAAUGAUGGGCUUCUUGCCACAAUCCGGGAGAAGGUUCAUAUGGAAGCUGAUAGAAAGGCAACAUUGAGCGAGGCAAGCAUGCCAACAGAUCCUCAUUUUCAGGCAAAGGUUACUUAUAGGAUUGGUAACAAGGUAAUUUGUUGUCUCGAUGGUUCGAGGUUUGGGAUACAGUACGAAACAUUUUUUGCUGGGGAACCAUGUGAAAUUUAUCAUUGUGUUCUUGAGAGCAAAUCAUUCCUUGAGAAAAUGAGUGUAGUUGAACAUACUAUUCCUUUCUUUCUCCCUAUACGAGAAGCAGAAAAUGAUCUACUCUCUUCUGAUGCAAAGAAAUUCAUUGACUAUAUUGGAGAAGUUUUGGAUUGUUAUGUGGAGAGAAGAGAGCAGGUUCGCCUUAUUAAGGAGCUCUAUGGAAACCAAAUCGGGGAUUUGUACCAUAGUCUUGCUUACAAUUUGAUUGAAUUUGUAUUGGAUGACUUUGAUUGCAAGGUGACUGUCAGUCUUAGAUAUGCCGAUCUUGUUUCUGUAUUGCCAAGUAGAAUCAGAGUGCUAGCAUGGCCUGUUCAUCCUUCAAAGAAGAUUUCAACAAUAGAGAGGAAAGGGUUUGGCACAACACUAGUUCAGUCUGUUCCGUCUCGCCUUUCUUAUGCUGAGGAUGCACUGAGAACCAUGAGCUUGCCAGAAGCAUAUGCUGAAAUUGUGCUGAAUCUGCCCCAAGUGCUCCGGAAGCUAUUUCCUCAUCUUGGAGGGUUAUAACAAGUUCAUACCGGCACAUCACGUAAAAUAAUAUGCUGCUGAAGUCUUUUGCGAUUUCACUUUGAAACAGAAAAGCAAAAGUUACUUACUGGAACCAUGCUGCUGGAUGUGGUAAAUCAUAAGAACACGUUGUUGAACAUCGAUAGGUAUUUUGGAUAGCGUUAAGUUUCACAUUGCGAAGCUUGCUUGUUUUAGCUUUGCUACUCCUGCAGUCACAGGUUGCAUUACUAACUCUGGUUCCAGAGUGGUUCCUUGUAUAUUGUUCUGAUUGCGAACUAUUUCCUUUAUGUGCCUAUUCUAUAUGUAAUGAUUUUGGUUUUUCUUUGUAUGUUUUUUCUUUUCUAUGAAAAAUUUGAGUUCCUACCGCGAUGGCGUUGAUUAAGUCGAA